Messenger RNA from Triticum dicoccoides, 723 nucleotides. Its product is annotated as SKP1-like protein 1. Bases 91 to 561 code for a protein of 156 amino acids. NCBI's taxonomy places the organism in Eukaryota, Viridiplantae, Streptophyta, Magnoliopsida, Poales, Poaceae. The transcript has 2 exons. The record is from RefSeq and is a predicted model, not a curated record. Gene Ontology annotation, biological process: ubiquitin-dependent protein catabolic process.
UAUCCCCUCCUCCGUCGCCAUCGCGUCUCCUCGCUAGGACUUUCUCGAUCCCCAAUACAUCCACACCCAUCCCCAGCCCGGAUCCAGCCGAUGGCGGACGCGGAGGCAUGUGAGACUAAGAUGAGCAUUCUCAAGAGCUCAGAUGAGGAGGAGUUUCAGGUGGAGGAGGUUGUCGCCAUGGAGUCGCAGACCAUCCGCCACAUGAUCGAUGACGGCUGUGCCAACAACAAGAUCCUGCUCCCCAUCAUCAACUCCAAGAUCCUCUCCAUGGUCAUCGAGUACUGCAAGAAGCACAUCCAGGCUAAGCCCACCACAGACACCACCACCAGAGCUUCUGAAGCAUAUGAUGUUGUGGCACCUGCCGGCCCCGUCGAGGACCUCAAGAACUGGGAUGCCGAAUUUGUCAGGGUCAACGAGUCCACCCUUUUUGACCUCGCUAUGGCUGCAAGGUAUCUCAACAUCAAGGGACUGCUAGACCUGACCACCGAGACUCUUGCCGACAUGAUAAAGGGCAAGAAUUCGGAGAAGCUUCUAGGCGGAGGAGCAGAAGAUCAACAGUGAGAACUAGUGGGACUUUUAGUAAAGGAGCUUCUUGGACGCGCUAAAUCAACGAUUAAUAUUCAUCAUGACUACCUUUCCGCAUCCAUCUUUAUUGUGUAAUGGGUUGUAAUUGUAUUGGAUUCUAUGAGGUUGCGGUGUCGAAGAACAUCUUUAGUUGUUACG